AUGAGAGUCACAUUUUCUUCCGACACCACACUUCAUAACGGCAUUUUAUUUACCUGCUAUUGCCCUCUCUACAACAUCAGUGGCAUUCUGUCCAGCUAGAAUCAUACACCGCAUUUUCUCUACUGCGGGCUGUGAGAAGGACCAAGUCCCCACUGCUGCCAUCCUGCAGGUCUUCAUAACUGAAAGCUGUUGGACAUCUGAACCCAGUAUCUGGUCCGGCCUGUGCUGAUAUUAUUCAUUUGCUGCUGGCUUCAUAACUAGACAGCAUGGAGCAGAACAACAGCUUGCCCCCAUUUCCACAAAGUUUAGCAUCUCCUCAGGGAGCUAUGACACCUGGUCUCUCCAUGUUUAGCCCAAUGAUGCCAUAUGGUACAGGGCUUACACCACAACCAGUGCAGAACACAAACAGUUUGUCAAUCCUAGAGGAGCAGCAGAGGCAGCAACAGCAGCAACAGCAGCAGCAAGUCUCUCAGCAGCAGGGUGGGAUAGUGGGAGCAUCAGGCCAGACGCCUCAGCUGUACCACUCACAGGCAGUUUCCACCACCACAGCACUGCCAGGCAACACCCCGCUCUACACCACCCCUCUGACCCCUAUGACACCAGUCACACCUGCCACACCUGCCUCAGAGAGUUCUGGCAUUGUCCCCCAGUUACAAAAUAUUGUGUCAACGGUGAACUUGGGGUGUAAGCUUGACCUGAAGACAAUAGCACUCCGAGCCAGGAACGCUGAGUAUAAUCCUAAGCGUUUUGCUGCUGUCAUUAUGAGAAUACGAGAACCCAGAACAACAGCUUUGAUUUUCAGUUCAGGCAAGAUGGUGUGUACAGGAGCCAAGAGUGAGGAACAGUCUCGCCUGGCAGCCAGGAAGUAUGCCAGAGUAGUUCAAAAACUGGGUUUCCCUGCCAAAUUUUUGGACUUCAAAAUUCAAAACAUGGUUGGAAGUUGUGAUGUAAAGUUCCCAAUUCGACUGGAGGGCUUGGUUCUUACCCAUCAGCAGUUCAGCAGUUAUGAACCUGAAUUAUUCCCUGGGUUAAUUUACAGAAUGAUCAAACCCAGAAUUGUCCUUUUAAUAUUUGUUUCUGGCAAAGUUGUUCUCACUGGUGCAAAAGUCAGAGGUGAAAUCUAUGAAGCAUUUGAAAAUAUUUACCCUAUCUUAAAAGGAUUCAGGAAGACAACAUAGUUGUAUUUGGUUGCACCUUCCCUAUUGUCUCUGUUUGGCAGAACUGACAUCAGUUCUUCUAGUUUCGUUUUAAUUAUAUGUAAAUACGGACUUAUUCUUUUCACUUACAGUGAAUGCAAAUAACUUUUAUUACUUUUUAAUUUUUUAUUCAGCUAUUUUUGUGGCUGUCAUAGUCCACACUCUUAAAUGAGUACUUUAUUGGUUUUAAUGUUUCUGCCAUCUGUUUGUACAUUAUACCACACAUUCCUUUAAUAAGCUGGCAGGUUACUUCUUGGAGUUCCUGAGCGGUGACACAUUGUCAAGUUACAAUCAAAGUGUUGGAAAUCGCAGCAUUGUCUGUCAGGAUUGCAGUUAAGAUUCCUUUGGACCCAUAGCGAGUAAGCUGUUGAUGGUGAGAUGAUGCACUGAUUAGUUUGGUUGUUGAAACCCGAUUUGACAAGGAUAUGGUUUAAGGCUGACAUUUUGUGUAUUGGGUCUGAAUGCAAAGUUUUUUCUUGUCAUUUCAAUGUAAUUCACUGAAGUACUGUGAGUCUUCCACUCAGCCCUAACCCUUAUAAUAAAUUACAGAACCGUAGGAAAACUCAUAAUAGGUAUUUGUAACCAAGGGGCUUUCCUUAGUAUUACCAGUAAUGACAUUCAAAGAGUACAGAAACAAUUUAUUGAGACUGUGUGUACUUUUUGUCUGUGCAAGAACUGAAGCUUCUAGCCCUUGUAGAUCAUUUACUGUAUAUUCAUGCAAGUUUUGGGAUGGCAAAGAGCCUGGAAUUUGGUUUUUGUGCAACUACACAUCUGUUCAUUAUAUGGGUUGCCCAGCCCCUUGUAAAGCACUGCAAAUGUAACUUUCUGCCUCAGUUGAUUUGCUUUAAAACAAAGGCAAAUAAAUAUUUCAUAUCCAUUUACA
This is a messenger RNA of Colossoma macropomum (tambaqui), 2079 nucleotides long. RefSeq names its product TATA box binding protein (gene tbp). Gene Ontology annotation, molecular function: DNA binding; RNA polymerase II general transcription initiation factor activity. Bases 267 to 1178 code for a protein of 303 amino acids. Gene Ontology annotation, biological process: DNA-templated transcription initiation. The record is from RefSeq and is a predicted model, not a curated record. The transcript is spliced from 8 exons. Lineage: Eukaryota; Metazoa; Chordata; Actinopteri; Characiformes; Serrasalmidae.